Molecule: messenger RNA, 4905 nt
Organism: Halichondria panicea
Lineage: Eukaryota; Metazoa; Porifera; Demospongiae; Suberitida; Halichondriidae
Exons: 4
Coding region: 1-1056 (351 amino acids)
Source: RefSeq, a predicted model, not a curated record
AUGCAACAGGCUGUCGUCAACUGUGUGGAGGCCAAAUCUCUGGUAUUGAGGCAGCGGUACAUGCAGCUAGAUCAACCUUCGAGUCAAGUAGCACUACAGAACAUCAGACGCCUUUGCCCACCUAUCGCCACCAUCCUCAUUAACUCUUAUAGAAACUCCACUGAGCUCUUUGUUGAUGGAGAAGUUAUCCUAUCCCAAGAAGCAACUGAAGAAAAGAGAGGUCAGGACAACAGGAACAGACAAGAAGAAGAAGCAGCCUCUAUACAUCAACAGCUACCGGACGGGCUCCAGAAGGCAGUGGAGCUAUCCAAGACAAAAGGAGCCUCCACUUGGCUCACGGUUCUCCCACUAUCGGAACAUGGAUUCACACUACACAAGUCGGCCUUCCAAGAUGCCCUAGCACUACGCUAUGGCUGGACCCCAACUCGCUUGCCCUCCAAAUGUGACUGUGGCAAAAACUUCAAUGUGGAGCAUGCCCUCUCCUGUGCCAAAGGAGGGUUUCCUACGUUAAGGCAUAAUGAAAUAAGAGAUACCACAGCAUCCCUUCUCACGGAAGUAUGCAGUGAAGUGUGUGUAGAGCCCAACCUACAACCUGUGAGCGCGGACCAACUAAACGGGGCCUCAGCGAACAGCCAAGAAAACGCACGUUUGGAUAUAUCGGCCAAUGGUGUCUGGGGGGGAAGAUUCCAAAAAACAUACUUUGAUGUGAGAGUGUUUAACCCCCUCGCCCCCUCCAACAGAAACCAGUCACAUGCAGCAACAUACAGAAAACACGAACUGGAAAAGAAACGGGCUUAUCAGCAAAGAGUUGAACACUCCUCUUUCACACCGUUAGUUUUAUCCGUUACAGGAGGCAUGGGCGUAGAAGCAUCACUCUUCUACAAACGCCUGAGCUCACUACUUGCCCAGAAAUGGGACAUCACCUACAAUAAAACUCUAUGCUGGCUAAGAUGUCGCCUAACGUUCUCCCUCCUAUACGCUCAGCCAUCCAAGCAAUUAGAGGCGCUAUAUCGUCGGUGGGACAUGCAGCCAGGACACCCAUUGAGAUCGACCUGAUCUCAGCAGAAUCCCAUCUCACAGGACAUAUAAAAAGGAUGACUAGCCCUAAAUGGCCACGUACUGUCUUUGGAUGUCCUGAUCAUGCAGUCUAUACUUUCAGGAUGCCAAGAUGUUCAAGGGGGAGAAGGGGGAAGAUUGAGGUCAUCCCAAUAUUUGCGCUGGUGUUACACUGACUAACACUAACAAUUGCAUGUUUUGCUGCAUUUACAAGCAGCCAAUCUUGAAGGCGAUUAGCCUUGAUUGUUCAAAAUUUAUUCUACAUCUACAUUGAACUAACUUCUAUUCUAUUUGCCAUGCAUUUCUUCUUCUUAAACUGUUCAACGGUAACUCUUUUUACAGUUAGGACCAUAUAUUUCAGUGGGGAAGAGUGAAAUAAUUUGUCUGGGGCAGACCAAAUUCGGGGCGGACUAAAUCUUUCGUGACAGGCCACGCCCAUCUACAACUUUGGCUUGUUACACAGCCUCAAAUGAACCGCGGAGUAAAGCGGAUGUUAACUACCUUCGUUUUUAAUCCCUCCUUUUCCUAUGGGAGGUGAUUCCGCCAAAAUUAGCAGUUGCAAAAAUAGACUAGGUGAUGCCGUGUUUUUUUUUACGGAGGUGCGUUUAUAAAAAAUAGGUGCUGUUUUUUUACAGAGGUGCGUUUUAAAAAAUUAAGGUGGUGCAAUUUUUGAUUAACAGAGGUGCAUUUUGCAGGGAGGUACAUUUUUCAGUGAGGUGUAUUUUUCAGAGAGGUGCACUUUUCAGAGAGGUUUUGUAGCCAUGUGUUUUGUAGAGAGGUGCAUUUUAUAGGGUGCAGAGCACACUAGCUUCGUUCCCAGGCCGAUUUUUUUCUAAGAAACGGAAAGGGGGACAAAGGUCUGGUGAUUUUCAACAACAAAUUGAAGUUGUUGUCGUCCAACUCUGCCAGACAUGGGUGUGUCUAAUGUUACGUCCCAAUUAUCUUGAAGAGCAUUUUAAGUAACCAGCAGCUGCCUCCUUAUCUUCUUCACUCAAUGUACUUAUACUGCUCUGUGUGACAAAUUCCCUGUAUAUACACCAACUCUUAAGCCAGAAAGCGAGACUCUAACAUGCAGUACUUGCAUUUCAGAAAUCACUCUGUCCAGCGCUUGUCAUACUAUACUUCACUCAAACUCAGAGAGACAAUUUUUGCAAAAUCAUGUGUCAUGUGACCAAAUCACAUGACCAUCAUUAUGAGUAGAGUUGACUGAAAAAAGCUGCAAAACGUACUCUCCGAAAAUGCACCUCUGCACUUCACCGAAAAACGCACCCUCUCUGAAAAAUGCACCUCUCUAAAAAACGCACCUCACUGAAAAACACACCCUCUUUGAAAAAUGCACUUCUCUAAAAAAAUUACACCACCUAUUUUUAAAACACACCUCUGAACAUAAUUAUUUUGGCGGUAAUCACCUCCCAUAUUUUCCUGGCUCGUAUAUACGGUGUGUCUUGCUUCGAUCCCAGGCCGCAACUAUAUCAUCAUCAUGCCUAGUUCUGUUUACUUGGAAUAUGCCAUUGCAGCCUCCUUCAGAAGAGUGCAUGGGUAGCAAAACCUAUCCAUGGAGUGUUGCUCUACUUAGACUCCCAAUGACAAACAGUUAAUUUAUCUUGCAACAGUGAUGGCUUUGCAACAGUGACGUCUUGCAAGUCUAGCUCUACUUAGUAGUUAGCUCUGCACUAUAGAACACUAGCUACAAGAGUGAGAAGAGGAGCUGCAAGCCUCUAAUGUAAACCAUUCAUUAGACUUUGGACUUGAGCAUCUUUUUUUAGCAACGUCCAUGCUCAUCACCCACUCGGCUUUGUGAUUCUGCCCAGAUGCUUCUGCCUAGCCUGCAUGGUGCUAUGCAGCUGAGCAAAAUUAAUGCAUCAGAUAUCAUGUGUGUAUUAGCAAUAGCUAGUAGCUUUAAUUUGGCACAUCUCCACGUCACCGAGGCAUCAGACCCGCGGUGCUCUAAUUCAUUGUAAUCAAGUAGUAUUAAUUGUGAUGUGUCAUCACUGUUAUACUUGUUUUGUCAAUUAUUAGUAUAACGUACCUGUCUCCUUUGUGCACAAUUGUUAGUUAAGUAGCGUGUUUGAGUGAACUAAGUCAAGACACGACAGUUCCUUCGUACGUACAUAUACAUGUAUUUUUGUGUGUAAUAAUACAAUGUUUACUGUAUUAAUUUAAUUACUCUCAUUAUUACAGUGGAACCCCUCUAUAAUGGACACCUUUGGGGAACAAUGUUUUGGCCUUUAUAUAGGGGUGGCCUUUAAUUGUUGAGAGGUUGUCUUAUACACAAACUGUUCAUUUGGGACCUGGGUGCCUGGCCGUUAUAUAGCAGCUGGCCUUUUUUGGAGGUGGUUGUUGUUAACAGAGGUUCCACUGUACUACCCUGCUGCAUAUAUUAAUUAAAAAUGCAUGCACUUGUGCAGUUUUGAUCCCAGGCCAAUCCGUCUCCAAUUGAACGCUAGGUCACCUCCUAGCGUUCAAUUGGAGACGGAUCGGCCUGGGAUCGAAGGCUAGAGCCGCCCCCAUAUCACAGACAACUUUAUUAUGAGGUCAAAGUUCAUGAACAUAAUUAUUCCUGUGAAUGCAAAAUGGAGCUCGAAGUUGCUCAAGUUGUAUCCAAAGUAACGGUGCACGACUUUGUCCUGGACUACUGUGACAGAAUGGAGUGGGCUCCAGGAAAGAUGGAUGACAGUCUCUACUGGGCAGUUGGUCAGGGAGCAGGAAUUUAUGUGGGCACACUAAAUGAACAGCCCAUUACCGGUGUGGCCAUAUUUCAGCACAAUGAGAGCUAUGCCUUUAUUGGUUUGUAUUUCUGUGAGGAGCAACAUCGAGGCAAAAGCUAUGGGCUCAAAACCUGGAGAGUGGCUAGAGCAUCUUUGAAUCCUGACAUCAAUCUGGUUUUGGAUGCAGUACCUUCUGCAGUUUCGUUAUAUGAAAGAGAAGGCUUCAAAAGAGCAUGGACAUCUAGUUUCUAUGCUCUCUCGACCAAAACUAUUGUUCAAGAAUAUUCGAAGCAUCCGGCUAUUUUGCUGCGUAAAAGGGAAGUUUGUACUGUGCCUGCUAACACUGUUGAUUUUCAGAAACUGAAAUCUUACGUUGAAAAUGUGAUUGGUAUUGCAUUUGCUCGAUCUGACUUUCUUAAUCUGUGGAUAACCUUACCAUCGCACACAGCUCUAGCUGCCCUGAAUGAGAGCCAAGACGUUGUAGGUUUUGGUGUGAUUAGAGAAACAAUCACACUUGACAAAAAUGGCUAUCGUCUCGGACCGCUUCUUGCCGACAGUGGUGACAUUGCUCGAAUUUUACUCUACACAUUAGCCAAGGAUGUGUGUCCUAAACAGAAAUUUAUUAUUGCUGCUCCUGCUGAGAUCAACCCCGAAGCCAAUAGAAUAGUGACAGAACUAAAUACAGAUUGUGUGGAAGAGGGUGUAAACAUACGUAUGUAUACCAAAGCCGAUCCACCAAUUAUAGCUGCCAAGUAUUUUAGCGUGUUUUCAGGUAACAUUGUUGGAUGAAGAGUUUUAACCAUUAUAAUUUUUGAGGGACUCUCACAAGGUCCUCACUACAUGUACACUGUACCUUUUUGUAGUAAUGUGCAUAGUGUUUACUUUUAGUUGUGUUAAUUAACUCAUUUCCUGUGGUUAACUUAAUUUACUUCCUGUAUUGUACUUUUCUGUUAUUGUGGUUUCUGUUUGUUAGUAGGUUCUUUCUGUAUAGUUGUUCUUUGUUCCCUUUGUGCCUAGCUAUAGGGGUCCGCUCCAGGCGGCUCUUUGUGUAUGGGAGCCUCUGCUCCACUGCCUUUUGUCUUGUACAUACUUAUACCUUUGUUCUUGUGCAGUUGUUGAAUACGAUUUCACUAAACUCAAA